Molecule: messenger RNA, 1886 nt
Organism: Drosophila arizonae
Lineage: Eukaryota; Metazoa; Arthropoda; Insecta; Diptera; Drosophilidae
Cellular component (GO): microtubule organizing center
Source: RefSeq, a predicted model, not a curated record
UCUUCUAAGCAUUACAUAUUCCUUAAGAAAUAUAUUUUUUAAAUUUAACAAACUUUUGGAGCACGAUUUCAGUAACGAGUAUUCGCCGUUCGCGACUUAUUCGAAAAAUAAUUUGUUUAAAAUUGGAUUCGCCAGCCAUCGUGAAAUGAUAUCUUUGAAUACGGUCUAAAUCGGUUCAGCAACGAAAAAUCAAAAUAUUAUAUUUUUUACUUAUAUCAUUAUUAUUGCAAUCGGAAUUGGAAUUGGUGGUGCACGAAAAAUUCAACAAUGGCCUCAAGGGGACCUCCACAGAAUGGUCCGAGCCCGUUCGCCUAUCAUUCCCAUUCUCAUAAAUCUUUUGCUAUAGACUCAAAGCCGAAAUCGCACUCUCUACUAGGGCGCACCGCCCGUGACUUGGACGAGGAGCUCGUGAGGCUCCGUAACGAGAACUUUAAUCUGAAAUUGCGUCUCUACUUCAAGGACAAUGGCGGCGACCACGCCAAGAACAAGGAGCUCGAGGAUGCCAAGACCGUGAUCCAUGCAUUGCGCAUGGAGGUCCUCGAAAAGACACAGCUGCUCCAGGAAGCUGCUGACGCUAUGACCGAGCACGAAGAUCGCGAAAAGGAGUUCGUUCGCGGCAGUCAAGCCAAAAUCGCCCAGCUCGAGAGCUGCAUUGCCCAACUGAAGAAGGAGGCACCAUUGGAGACCCUUUUCACUCGCGAAAGCCACAAUAUCAAAGAGACACCGUCUCCUUCGGAGCUGGUGAAGCGCAAAAUGGAUGACUUGCACGAUUCCCAACUGGAAAUCGAGCAAUUGACGCAGCAACUGACUGAGCGUGACCGAGAGAUGUAUCGCCAAAUGGACGAAUUGCAGCAGUCCAAGAAGGAAAUUGAGCAAAUAAAGCAGGAGUUGGCCGAGCGCGACCGUGAGGUGCAACGCCAAAUGGACGAGUUACACAAGACCAAACUUGAGAUCGAUCUAUUGAAACAGCACUUGGCAGAUCGCGAAAAGGAGUUGCAUCGCCAGAUGGACGAGGCCCUCAAGGCCAAGCAUGAGCUCGAACUCAAGAAUAAGGAGGUCGCUACAUUGAAGAAGCAGUUGUCCGAGCGCGACAUAAAGCAGCUCAUAAGUGCUGAGAAGAUGCAGGAUUUGAUUACUGAAAACUCCGAGCUGAAGACCAGUCUCCGUGAGCAGCGCAAGAUCGCCAACAAGGCGAAGCAACUGGUCACAACACGCGAGCAGGAGCUGGUGAACUGCUUGACCGAGAAACAGGGUCUCCUGGUGAAACUUAACGAACUUCAGCCGGAGCUGAUUGCCCAAAACGAAGUGGUGAAGGAAGCAACUGUGACAAUUAAGAAUCUCCUGAUGAACACGGACUUGAACGAGCAGGCCUCACGUAAAUUGGUGAUGGGCUAUAGGGCAGCUCUGAACCAGUCUAGAGCCGAGAUUCGCAACAUUACUGCAAGCAUGGAGAAGUUUAACUCGAAUUAUAUUCCCAGGGGAUGCCCUGCCGAUAGCAGCAGCAGCAGCUCCAGCAGCUCGAGCAGCUCCAGCAGCUGCCAGAUGACCCCAUUGGAUCUAUCGAUGCACGAUCUAUCGAGUGACGCUACCCAGACUCCUCAGACUCCACAGACCGAAGACGCUCAGCCAGUGCAGCCCAUUGAGAAAUGCGAGCCUGAGCCGACCUCUAGCCAGGGCGGGUCAGGUGAGCAUGCUCGUAGUUCAGCCAAGUCCCGGCGACCCGGACUUCGUCAAUUUGUUAAGUGCUGGGGACGCCCAUGCCCGAAGUGAUUUCCCGAGUUAACCAAAAAGUUCAUUUUAGUUCAUUUUCCCGUUCUUGAUUAUUGUGAAAUAAAAAAUUGAUCGCUGCGUCAGACAUUUGUCUUGACUCAAUAGCUUCUUGGCCA